AUGACACACGCCACUCUCAAUGCCGUUUCCGGCUUCCUGAGCACCAUCUCCUCCCGCAGUGCACAGAGCCAGCGUACGCAUCGACCGUGCCUUCCGUAUGUCCUGGACGCGAUGGAGCACCAUUUCUCUGAGAUGGAUAUCUUGUUUGGCGGGACUGUCACUCCCAGUGCGCUCACGGUGAACGACGAGGGCGGCAAGUUCGUUCCCCAACGCGGCAGUGUUCAGAUCCUCGUCAACGCCUUCCACUAUGCCCAUUGCAUGGAGACUUCUAAAGAAAGGGCCGAAGAAGCAAAAACAAAACGUUGCAGCGCAGCUCGGUGCUUCCAGCCCGCACCCAGUCUCGACGACUGGAGGAGCAGACCGUUCUCUGCCGUGACGUUGAAAAGUGGUGUCGUGACGCGCUUCUCAAGGUGUGCCGCACGCGUUUGA
Molecule: messenger RNA, 429 nt
Organism: Leishmania major strain Friedlin
Lineage: Eukaryota; Euglenozoa; Kinetoplastea; Trypanosomatida; Trypanosomatidae
Exons: 1
Coding region: 1-429 (142 amino acids)
Source: RefSeq, a predicted model, not a curated record